CAUGACAACAUCCACAAGAGAUUCCCAUGAGAUCAACAUAGAGCCUGAAGGGCUACUACUGAUCAUUGAAGUGGCAAAGCAGGAGUUAAACUUUUUUGAAAAGCAAAUGAUGAAAUGGUCAAUAUUUCAACUCACCCCAUGGCCAGUGUCCAUUCCAAUAAUACCUUCAGCUAGAAUAGGGCCCUUCUACCAACAAAACUUCUUGCAGGUUGCAUUUAAGAAAAGUGGGCCAGUCUUACGCUUUCUCUUAUUGAUUAAUAAGCCCCUUGAAUAUGUUAUGAUGGAGAUGAGAGAAGUCGUGGAGGAAUUACGAGCACAUUAUUCAUUUUUAGAAGACGUGUGGAGAAAUGAUGCAAAAUUUGUACAACUUAUGGUUUACGAUGGCUGCCGCAUUUUAGGGCUUCUACGAGAUCAUGAUGAAAGGUCUUUACUGUAUGAUCGUUACUAUGGUACCCAUAAAGCUAGCCACAGACCUAUUCCUGAAUUGCAGGCCAUCGUUUUGCUCGACAACCAAGUGCCCCUUUUGGCUGUCAAGAUGUUAUUACAAGUAGAGGCUCGCAGCAGGAAUAAGCGACCACCGAUCGAUAAGGAGAUCAACAAUCUAGUGUUCAAGUUUUUGGGAAUGGAUGAUAUGGUUGACAAAACCCAAACCCUAGGUCUACACAUUCUUGAUUUAUACAGAAAAGGCAUCAUCGGACCACUUACAACUGCUACUAAUGAUAAUACUAAUGAAAGUGGAGGGCUUCCCAUUCAGCGUCGUCCAGAUUCACUGCAACCAUUUCCAUCAGAAAGGGGAAAAAUACUCUCUGCAGUGAAGUUGCAAGAGUCCGGAGUGACAUUUAAGAAAUCCCUGAGUAACAAGAUAACAGACAUAAGCUUUGACAAAGACAAAGGCAUCCUCAGCCUCCCACUAUUCUUCAUCGACGUAGCCACAUGGCCAACCUUCCUCAGCCUCAUGAUCUUCGAGGCAUGCCGCGUGGGACCCCACACGAGGCUGCAAUAUCAACUCCAAGAGACAAUCAAGGAACUCCAAAGGCAAUUCUUCGAGCAAGACCAAAGGGCAGAUCAGCAAGUCCCAGAUCAGCAAGUCCAAAGGGAAAUCGACGAGCUAAUCGAAAGGGAAAUACUGCCCAAGCUAUUCAUGGGAACACCCUGCGAGCAAGUAAUCCCUUGGCAACUCCCCAAGGAACACCUCCAGCUACUCCUUCAUAAACUCCAAAGUCAAGCCCAUAUAAGUCAAAUAAGGCAACUGGAGGGCUAUGGCGAACACGUCACGUCAUAUAUUUUCUUCAUGAGAGAGUUAAUUGAAUCGGACAGUGAUGUGCGCUUGCUCAAGUCCAAGGGAAUCAUAUUUUUGGAUGAUGAAAAUGAGCUGGCUGCUGUCCAACUUCUGAAGAUUCUCACUACUGUUGUACACUAUCCGACAGCUAACAUUAAAAAACUUCGGAGAGAGGUGAAUGAAUACAGCCAAAGGAAAAUGAAUAGAUUGGUGAAAACGAGAGUGAAUAGAUGGUUGAAUAUACUUAUGAAUCUGUACUUUGACAACCCUUGGUCUACUAUUGCCGUCAUUGGUGGUGUGAUGAUCCUGGUGCUCACCUGUCUUCAGACUUUUUACUCAUUUCUCAGCUACGAAUACCCCAAGGGCGGUUGAAAGGUGAUUGAAGAAAGCUGCAAAGGAGAAGGAAACAGAGAAGAUUUUAGUGAAAUAUAUAUAUGCAGAUAUUUUGAUAUUAAGUUGUGUAUUGGUCUGUUAAAUGUCUGGGUGUGUAUGCGUUUGUUUAUCUGAGUAUGUUUUUGUUUGAGACUUUGAGUGCGUCCCAGUGUUUGUGGUAUAAUUUGAAAAGUUGAGCAUGUUAUUUAUGUAAUUUCAAAAAGGAUUGAAGUUGGAAUAAACGGCUGAGAUUGCUUCAUCAGCUCAAUUGAAUAAGUUCGAGGCAAGUCAAGUAAGAAGCGGUUAGUUUAUUGGUGUUUUGACAUCUGUCUAAUGACUCAUCACACAGAUAAAGAUUGUAAAGCUAAUGUAAGAACAAUAGAGAGAAUGAAUGAAUGAAUGCUGAGCUUUCUCUUCCUCA
Molecule: messenger RNA, 2072 nt
Organism: Dioscorea cayenensis subsp. rotundata (Guinea yam)
Lineage: Eukaryota; Viridiplantae; Streptophyta; Magnoliopsida; Dioscoreales; Dioscoreaceae
Exons: 3
Coding region: 2-1651 (549 amino acids)
Source: RefSeq, a predicted model, not a curated record